AUACAUUAGCUACUUUACAAGCAGAAUCUGCUGAAGAACUUGCACGACUUAAUAAUACAGUUCCACAGGCAAAAUCUCUCAUAAUUAAGUCCCAUUCAUAUAUCUACGAACAAAAAAACUCUCAUUUCAAAC
Racocetra persica is the source of this 132-nucleotide messenger RNA. NCBI's taxonomy places the organism in Eukaryota, Fungi, Glomeromycota, Glomeromycetes, Diversisporales, Gigasporaceae. The record is from the annotation of a GenBank genome assembly.